AUGGAAGCUAGUGUGAAACGGUAUAUACGUAGCGAAUCGGCGAGCUGUGCUCACAUGGUGGAAGAGAACACCGCGAACAAUAGAAAGAGUGCUGAUCCACAUGAGAAGUUGAAGGCCUUACUCAAUUCCCCUGAAGACGACACAGACGAUACUCUCCCGCCGUCUGAUGCACCAAAAUUCGGCACCGUCAUUCAUAAUAGGAUUUUUGUGGGGGGUUUCUCCUUGACCACUACUGAUGAAGAUCUUUGGAAGUUCUUCUCGGGCUUUGCGACUGUCACCGCUGCGAGGGUCAUCUACGACAGAGCAGGUGUAUCAAAAUGCUACGGUUUUGUAACGUUUGCCAGUCCUCGGGUAGCAAGAUUGAUAGUAAAGCAGAGUGGAGGAGUCAUGUUCUCACCGUUAGGCCGCCUUAGAGUUGCUCAAGCUGUGAGAAAGCAGAUAAGCCAAAUCCCAGUCCUAGCAUCUGAGGCGGCCCCGCUUCAAGCACCACUGUGUUACCAGCUCAUCUGCCCGCCUCUCGCACCCCUGCCUACUUGCGCUCCGUGUGAGAUACCACCUCCGCCGUACGCUGUGUAUCCGCUACCGUUUGAUACCACACCAGCUAUCUACGCUCCUCCAACUCAGUAUGCACUGCUACCAGCGCCAUACAGCACGGCGUGCUGCGAGCCGACCUGCUGCGCGCCGCUGGACAAACAACCCCGUGUGCCAGCGCCACCACUUCACCCUGCGUUCAUUUAC
Molecule: messenger RNA, 738 nt
Organism: Brenthis ino (lesser marbled fritillary)
Lineage: Eukaryota; Metazoa; Arthropoda; Insecta; Lepidoptera; Nymphalidae
Source: the annotation of a GenBank genome assembly